GUAAUUCUGCGGUAGGUGCGCGGCCAUCAACGGCGCGCCGUUCCGCUCAUCAUCGCGCAGUCCCAACAAAUCGCAUCAGCGUCCUUACUCGUGGAAAAGAAGUGAUGUCAACGACCAACCCGAAGACGACUGUGUACGUGGGCGGGUUGGAGGAGAACGUGAAUGAAGCCAUCCUGCAUUCUGCUUUCAUCCCGUUYGGGGACGUCAAGGACGUAAACAUCCCGCUUGAUCAGUCGACACAGAAACAUCGAGGUUUCGGUUUUGUCGAGUUCCAGGACAAAGAAGAUGCGGCAGCCGCAAUCAAUAACAUGCACAAUGCAGAGCUGUAUGGGCGGGUUCUGACUGUCAAUUACGCGCAACCAAUGAAGAUCAAGGGUGGCGAACAGGGCUGGGCUAGUCAGCCAGGUAAGGUGACUCAGCAGGAGAUACCAACUGCCAACUGGUGUCGAUUCGAGAGUGCGAGGGAGACCCUACGCCACAUUUAUCUUACGUUCUUCUUGCCUUGCUUCUUUUAGAGCCAGCUUAAUUGUGGACGUGGACAAACUGCUCCCUUGUCGUGAUCAUGAACCACCCACCGCAAUUAUUUCAAGCAACCCCCACAUC
Molecule: messenger RNA, 603 nt
Organism: Chara braunii
Lineage: Eukaryota; Viridiplantae; Streptophyta; Charophyceae; Charales; Characeae
Source: the annotation of a GenBank genome assembly